AUGGGGAACGUGGCUCCACAAACUAUAAUCACCGAUCAAGACAUUGCUAUCGGAAACGCCAUUGCCGAAGUUUUGCCUAACACAAAAUUUGGUGAAAAAUUGUCGCAUUUAUAUGCAAAUCAUGAAUACUUCAAAGAAGAUUUCAACUCUUGCAUCUACAAGUCACUAACGGUUGCACAAUUCAAAGAUUGGUGGGAGGAAUUAGUUGAAAAAUACGAUUUGAUGAACCAUUCUUGGUUACAAGAUAUGUUCUCCGUUCGACACAAGUGGGUCAGUGUCUACACUAAACUUCACUUCACAACCGGGAUGACCACUAGCUCCAAAAGUGAGUCAAUGAAUUCUUUCUUCGAUGAAUUUGUCAAUGCUAGUACCGGUUUGAAAGAGUUUAUAGAGAAUUCAAGUAAAGCGUUGGAGAAACAAUAUUUACGUAAAAGAGAGGCUGAUUAUCAAACAAAGAACAAGGAAAGGUCCAAAAUAACAUCAUCAUCUGGGGAGAGUCAUGCGGCAUCUACUUACACGAAAGAAAUGUUUAGACAUUUUCAACACGAACUCAAAGAAAGUGGAGCUUAUGUCGUGAUAUGGAAAGAGAGCAAUGCAAUUUACAAGCAUUACGAGGCAUACAAAACAACGGUCCAAGAGGAGUAUAGAAAAUACUAUGUUUUGAUCGUCACCGAGAAUGGCACCAUAACUUUUGUUUGUCGAAAAUUUGAAAGCAAUGAAAGAGUGGGAGCCUUACAACACAAACGUCCUAAGAUUGGUAAUUUUCUUCAGUCACAACACGCCCGAUACAAUACUUUAUGCAAAGCAUUCCAAGAUUUAGCAGCUCGCGGAAGUUGUCCAAUAGCGAGAUACAAUUAUCUCAUGAGUGUGAUUGAAAAAGAAUCGAAUUUUAUUGAAAGUUUUUCGAAUGAGAGUGGGAAAAAACGUGCGUGUGAGGAAGAAGAUGAUGCACAUGAGGUCGGGGAUGAUGAUGAUGACGAAAAUUUUAAUGAUUUGAGAAAUCCUAUAUUAUCUCAAACCAAAGGACAUAAAAAAAAUGGGUGA
Daucus carota subsp. sativus is the source of this 1044-nucleotide messenger RNA. RefSeq names its product protein FAR1-RELATED SEQUENCE 5-like. The transcript is spliced from 2 exons. NCBI's taxonomy places the organism in Eukaryota, Viridiplantae, Streptophyta, Magnoliopsida, Apiales, Apiaceae. The record is from RefSeq and is a predicted model, not a curated record. Gene Ontology annotation, biological process: regulation of DNA-templated transcription. Bases 1 to 1044 code for a protein of 347 amino acids.